GCCACAUGCAGAGCCGGCUGCAGACGUUCGUGAGUCUCUUGUUUUACCGAUCUCGGCGUAUUAACUUUUUGAUAACUUUUUUAAGUUGAUUACUAUGAAAAAGCUAGAGAUGUUUCAAAUGGAACAAUAACGCAACCGUUUGUAAAGUCAAAUUUGAUUGGUCAAUACAAGUUGCAACAACAACUUUCAUUUCUUCCUAAAACUGUGUCACAGGGGUCUACUAUCACUUUGACUGUUCAAGUGUCUUCAAAAUAUACAUAUGAAAUUGAAAAAAUACCUAAUUAAAACGCCAGAGGCCAAAAUUUAACAGAAUAAUUGCAUGCGGUCUAAAAUGAAUCGUCCAAUGCGAGUUUCUCUCUUAUAUCGGGAACGAGAAAGACGGAUCAGAAAGAAACAAUAACAUUAUUCGAUUUGUAUCGCGUUUAGACCCUAUUUCAUCCCAAGAAAACGUGGAAAUGAUCAAAAGCAUCAAACUGUUUGUGAAUAUCGUAAUAUUGAUGCAUGAAAAUUCGAGGUAGGCGCACAUAACGGUAGGACUUCCAUUGUAUAUUACGAUUGCGUUGAUCACGUGAUCAAAUUUGGACAAAAAUGGCGGCUUCCGAAAGUUGAAACAUGGACACUAAAUCCGAUAUAGAGGGCUGCCGAUGUGCACAAGGGCCGCCUUUUUCAAGCAGCAGGGAACAUUAGAGCACCCGGAAUUAUCUUAAAGUGUGCAUUAUGUCCACUAGAGGAAGGCGCGGAAGAGGGCGACCUCCAAAGACGCCUUUGUCAUCUGUAAGGCCCAGAAGUAAUUUUUUGAGAAAGCCCAAAGCCUAUCAAAACCAUGGAACUCCAUCAAGUGACCCAAGUUCUCGGUCUAGUACGCCAGUCAGUACACCUGGUACUCCAGUGCGGGGGCAGGGGAGGGGUAGGUCCCGUGAGGCUGCUCAAAGAGGUAGACAUUUCAUUCAGCACAUGAUAUUUGAAGAUGAUGAUCAGUCGCGAUCCAGUAUUGACACAGAGGAGAAAGUAAGUGAUGUUCUUGAUGAUCUGGAUGAAAACGAUCCAGUUUCAGACGCUAGUUAUGAAGAAUCAGACUCGGACUGUAGUAAUGAUAGCUUCAGUACUAUAGGAAGCUCAGCUGGUAGGAGAAAAUUGUUUUUUGGUAGAAGACCUAGAACUCCUGAGCUGUUGGAUGACAAAGAUAUUGCACGAUUAAAACUGCCUCCAACAUCAACAGAUUUGAUGAUACCCAUUGAAAACCUUAUGCAAAGUCUAAGCAUCUAUGAAGUGCUUCGACAUUUCCGUACUAUACUCCGAUUAUCCCCAUUUUCCUUUGAGGACUUCUGUGCGGCAAUAAUGAGCGAUGAAGUUUCCUCUCUGCUGACAGAAAUUCAUAUAACAUUAUAUAAGGCAUUAUGGCGUGAAGAAGAUGGAAAUAAUACAGCAUUUGGCCCUUCAGAUAUGAAAGACAGCAUCAAUAUAUCAUUGUUCUUUGUGGAUGCUUUUACAUGGCCAGAGUCAAUUCGAGCGCUCCUUGACACGGAAAGUGACCGCUACCCAGAGUAUAAAGUGGCAAUAGAAUCACUUGAACAUCCAGAUUUCCCUUUCGUGCCUGUUGAAGAGAGACUUAAAGUUUUGAAGACUCUUACUGACCUGUUCUUGGUUACAAACAAUGUGAGAGAAGAAAUUAUGAAUGAAGGAAACAUCCAGUAUGAUGAUCAUUGCAGAAACUGUCAUAACAGACUUGGAGAUUUGCUCUGUUGUGAAACCUGCUCUGCUGUGUAUCACCUUACAUGUGUGGAACCUCCAAUGGAGGAGGUACCGGAGGAAGACUGGGUCUGUGGAGUUUGUCGAGCUCACAAGAUUAAAGGUGUAACAGAUUGUGUAUCUGAAGCAGAGAAAAGUGGUCUUUUAUGCAGACAGGAACCUAUUGGGUUUGACAGACAUGGAAGGAAAUACUGGUUUCUGGUGCGAAGGAUCGUAGUUGAGGGCGAGAAUGAGGUUUGGUACUACAGUACAAAAGGUCAGAUUGACGAGUUACUGGAGGUGCUAGACUCCGAAGGCUGGGAAAGGGAUCUGGUCAGCGCCAUUUACGAAUUCAAGGAAGAUGUUCUCAAACAGAUGGCUGUCACACAUGAACUCACUAUGUCUCACAAGGGUAACAGGAAGUCGGCUUUGGAGUUGGAAACUGCUGAAAUUGUCAAGACACAAGCAGAAAGAUCACUACGGAAGGCACAAGAAGAGACAGAAAGGAAGAUUAAGGAGGAGGAAGAGGACAAAAGGAAGAAAGAGGAAGAAGAAUCUGCAGAAAAAAGGAAUCUAGAAGGCAAAGAUUCGGGAGAACUUGAUGGCCCAAAAGAAAAUGGAACAUUGUGGGAGAAAGACGAAAUUAAAGAAGAGACUCAGCUAGGCAAUUUGGAAAAGACAGAUAUGGAUAUAUCUGAACUGAUCAAAACUGAGACUACUACAUCAGUCACAAGUAAUGUGACAACCUCGACCACUGUUUCUGACAAUGGCACUUCAACUUUGCAAAAGACCGAACUCCUGACCACAACGACAACCACCUCAACUCUGAUGAAGUCUAUCACAACCAUUUCAGAGUCUUCUGAAGUCGUUCCCAAAAUGGAGGAUGCAAAGGAAGAGAUGAUGGAUCAGGAUAUUAAAACGGAGGUGAAGGAGGAAAUAGUUGAAAAUAACAUUGAUGGCAGUGAAACGAACGUCGACGUAAAAUCGGAACAGUUGUCGGAUCUUCAAAACGAAAUAAAACAACCUGUAGACAUUAAAAAAAUAGACUUGAAAAACCUCACUCAAGUUAGUGUUAAUGACAAGCCCAAGUCCACCAUUAUGAACGUCCAGUCGGUUUGUCCAAAUGUGAAACAGACUGUCUUGAAAAUGAACGAUGACAGCAGUCCACAAAAACAGACUCGAACUGUUUUGAUUGUGAAUAGAGAUGGCAAUAAGGUUACGCUAGCCGUCAGUAAACAACCUCUCGAUGGCACGAAGGCUGAAACUACCACCAUCCAGCAAACUAGUACAACAACUACAGCAUCGGCCCUGGCAGAAGCCAGAAAAAUUGUUACAAGGUCUAAAACAGGUUCACUGACUCCAAAGCAGUUCACAGAUUCUAUAACGGGAACCACAUCAGUCAAAACUCUAUCCAAACUGUCCUCUUCUUCCUCUGACGAUCUUCUAGUCAUUAAUAAAGAUGGCGAUAUCACCCGGGUUACCAGGAGUAAGUCCGCCACCGUCACCAGUCUACAGCAUUUUAAGCUUGGCAUGGAAUGUAAUUUCAAGAAUUACGUGAACCAGUACGCCACCAACAACCUGGCUCUGAACAAGUACCAGCACAACGAGGAGCGCGACAAACGACGCUAUCUAUCUCAUAAGUUCAGUCUCACGCAGGCAAGUGAGUUCAAAUGGAACGGGGCAAACCAUGGCAAGAAGAGUGUGGUCAUCCAGACUUUGAUGCUGACCAUUAUACAACUCGAGUCCAGCAUCCCCAGCUCAUUUCUCCACCCAAAUUGGCCACUGCAUCGUCAGAGCUGGACCAACGCAGUACACAUGUGCCGCAAACCCAGUGACUUCUCGCUAGCCCUGUCCAUACUUGAAGCUUGCAUGAAGCCUGUGAUAUUUAACCCAGUAUGGUCAGAAGCUUUGGGACACUGUCGCCUACAGAAGAUAACGUCCCUAGACAGAGAGGAGAUGAAGAAACGAGAGAAGGAAAUCAGAAAAAGGAAGGAAGAGGAGGAUGAAGGGCGACCAUUGGUGUGGAUUAAAUACACUUUGGGGUUGAAGCAUCAGGUUUGGAAGCAGAGAGGAGAGGAGUACCGAGUGACGGGUGGUCAAGGAUGGCGAUGGCUCAGUACCACGAGAAAAUACCAGUUUGUACCUCAGGACACAGUUGGACUCAGGAAUGUUGCUCGUAAAAUCCAAGCUCGCAAACGCAAGGCAGCAGAUGCAACACCUAAGGCAGCAAAUGCAUCUCAAAAAACAGCGUCCUCACCCGUCAGUACAGACAAAACGGAGGGUGAGGAGGAGCAUAUGGAUGUGGACCAGGAAAUAACAGAACCUCCAAAGACCACAGAUUCAAAGGAAGAUUCGGCCAAAGAAGACCUUGAUUCCUCUAUGGACAAAGAAUCAGUGAAGUGUAAUAGUGAUGCUGGGGAUUGUCAUGCAGUGAAUUCUGUUGAUGCAGUGGACACAAACGAAGAAACUGGCGAAAGAGUUGAAGUGCCAGUGGUCAAAGACAGCUCCCCAGAGAGUGCUGAUAAUGGGGGCAGCAGUGACAAAAAUGUGACAAAUAAUAACGAAGGCCAGUGCUCUUCUGUCGGAGAUGACAAAAUGGAAGUUGACAUUGAAAGUGUAAGCCCCGUUAAGAAAUCUGUCAGUCAGACACCCGCACCUCUGAAAUCCGAUAACGUCGAGAAGAAAUUGGAUCUGUUUAAUUAUACUCUGCCUCCGAAAUUGGAUAUUCCACAGGUCGAUGUGUGCAGGGCUAUGAACGAGAGGACACACUAUCCGAAAGUGACUAAACCCUACGCUAAACUUGACCUGCUCCUUCAGCGACGGUUAAAACAGGAGGAGAUCGAAAACAAACAGAGACAAGCUUUACAGCAACAGAUCAACUGGAAGCUAAAGAGUCAGAACUCCCCGGAUGGAGACAAAAAGGAUGACUCAAAAGAUUCCAGUGAGGAAAAAGACACAGAAAGCAAGGAGGAUAAAUCGGAAGAUCCAUUAGAUUUGGACGAGGUCACUUUGCCCUGUUACUCCUACUCGUGUAGGGAGAAGGGUAAAGAGUUCUGUUUCUCACCGACCUGUCGAAAAGCUUUGUUGGAUGAAAGUGAAUUGAUCGACAUGGACAUAGCUGAGGAUGCGAUCGAGGCAGAGAAGGACAAGUCCAUUGCAGAAAUGAGCAUGGAGGACGAGGAUGUGGACAUAGAGGGAGACAAGGAGGAGAAAAUGGACAAAAAAGAAAAAUCUGAAGAGAAAGAUUCACUUGUCGAUGUGGAAAAGGAUGACGAAGGGACCAAUAAAAAUACCAACAGCAGCUCAUUUACAUCAAAAACACCAUCAGAUUCAUCUUCAUCGGCCACAGCUUCAGAAGCAUCUAAAACACCCACCACAACCUCGCCAGCCACUACGUCGGCUAUAUCUUCUGCACUCUCGGCAAUGAAGUCGCCAGCUAGUCGAGCUGCGGCUGUAGCGCAACUCCUGGCCAACCGUCCAGGCCUCAAGGCAUUCACACAGGCACAGCUCUUGUUGAAGCAAGCCAUCGAGAAAAUGAGUGUUCAAGAACUCAAAUCCAAAAUGCCACCAGCCAGGUCAACAAAAGAACCAAUUAAGUUAGUCAAGUAUGCAAAAUUUGGACAAAAACCGACAGCCAAGAAAAAAGCCUCCCUCCCCCCCUGUCACAAGUAUCUUACCCCAAGUAGGAAAAGGUCAGCACUUGUACUAGAGAAACAUGAUCUGCGAAAAAUGGCAAGAACAAAAGGACUCAUUGAAACCAAGCAAUUCAAUUACAAUUGCAAAAUGAAUAAUGUCAAUUGGAUUUAUCCCUGUCCUCGGCCUCUGUUCAGAACGUCAUGGCGGUACCGCACACAGACUGUCAAGUCCUUUGGUGGAGUUGGUCUCCAGUUGAGAAUUCUGUGGGCAUGCCUGCGAUGGGAUGAUCUGUCGAUCAAGCCACCUGCUGGAGGUACUAACACAGUGUCCACAGAGACUGAAAUUACAACAAAAGAGCUCCUCAAGCGACGGGACGUUGGCCGCGAUGGACUGAGAUCAGAGUUCCAGGUCAGAAAGAUUGUGGUGCCUCUUGGAUUGCCCAGUCAACCUAAAGAGAAGUACACGCCACAGAGAAGUGGGCUAAGAGAACGAAGGAGGGCAGAAUCUCCUAAACAGACCGAACCAAGCGUAACAGAAACAUGGACGCCAGAGGAGGAACUGGAACUCUGGGAGAUCAAACAGUUUGGAGAAAAGUUAGCGAAACAGAGGGCAGCAAUUCAAGAGAAGUCGAGCCAGGAUUCCGUGAAGACGACAGUGAAUGCCGUGCAGCUGAAGGCCCAGCUGGAGAUGCAGCUGAAACAGCAGAGACUUGCGCUGCAACAAAAGCGUAUGAUGGAGUCGCAGGGUUCCACGACCGCCACCACGACAUCUACUGUUACUGUCUCCGCAGUAGGUACCACCUCUCUUAUCUCCACAGUACAGAGCACCGCAGGUGGCACCAUCAUCAAGCCAGCCACCACCUCAAACUCAAUCCUUGGUGGCACCAGUAUACUCAAGACUGUUCAGGUCCAGCCUAAAACGAUCAUCGCAGGGAGCCAAGGAACACCUGGUCGCUCACUGGUGCGGUUCCAGAUCCCACGGUCAGCUGUGCAGCAAAUACAGUCAUCAAAUUCCUCAAACAUCACCCUAGCCCCGAAACCUGGACUUGUCGCUACGGCAGCCACUACAAACACAGUUACUUCCCCUGCUAGGGUGGUUGUGCCUGCCCCCGUCUCUACAGCCCAGUCACUGACUCCCAAAGUCCAACUUCGGCCCCAGGUGGUGGCUCAGGGUGUACCAGGUCAGGUGCAGAACCUACAGAUCAUACAGGGCCCCCAGGGGCAGCUACAAGUGCGGGGUCUCCUGCCAGGUCAACAGAUCAUCCGAUUACCUGACGGGCGUCUCCAGCUUCUGUCGAUGCCACAAACUCCACAAGUGGCUGCUGCCACUCCAACACCUACAGUCACCCCUGCCACCACUGUGGCCACCCCCACCUUGGUGCCACCCCGCACUCAGCUCGCCAUCCGCCCUCAGACCUCAAUCAUUGUAACCAAUGCUACAGGGGGCACACAGACAGCCACUACACCAGCCAGGAUCAUCAUUCCAUCGCAAAACCUUCCAACAGCAUUAGGAUCAUCGAGUCCUGGCAUUAGCCUCGUCUCAGCAGCCAAGGAGGGCGGACUUGUAGCCACAGUAGUCAAGGGCAGCAGUCCCCCGUCUAUCUCCCUGGCUGCACCCAAAGUCAUCGCCCCGGGGCUAGUCACAGGUUCUGCCACGAUGUCGGGAACUCAGGCUGUCACCAUGACAACAUCAUCCGCAGCCGGAGCUUUGGCAUCGGCCAUCAAAACCAUCACCCUACAGAAGCCAGUAUCAUCAACCACCAUCCCUUCACCCAUCACAGUGACCUCCUUACCACAAAUGGUGUCUGGUGGCCUGCCCAAGGUCAUCACUGCCACAAGAGCUGGCCUGCCUGGUCAGCUAAUUGUCCAGACGCCACGACCACCGGGUCAGCCACUACUGAUGGCACGGCCACAGGUACCUACGACUGUGUCCACUGCUCCGGUCACGUCUGUGUCGGCAGCUGCUGCCACCAAGUAUGCAGUCACGCCACAAGUUGUGCAGCAAGUGGUGCGUCAGGCUUUGAUGCAGAACCAGACACCGGAGAUCCAGGCCAAGCUGUUAGCCAUGCAGCGGCUGAUGACUCAGCCAAAAACUUCGAGUGCCAUAGCCGAGCUUGCCGACGCCAUUACCAUAUCUACGGCAAGCUCCGAAGCCGGGGUGGAAGGGGCCAAAUUUCCUAUCGCAGCAUUAAGUAAAACACAGACGCCCACAGUAGCGGUCGACUUGAACCGUCCACGGCAAUUCAAAACUACUGUAGUGGAGAAAGAAGAACAGAAUAGGCUCACCGUUUGUGGUCAGGUGCUUCGAAAUGUCAUUGAGAAAAUCGAGAAGAAGGAACGGGACGAUGGCCGGCGAAUGAAGAAGCAGGAAAUGGAGGAGGAGAAACAUAAAAGACUAAUGGUAGCCAAACUUCAGGGCACUUUAUUCAAACACAAGGAAGCUCUUAAGAAGGAGAUUCUUAAGAAGCGGUCGAUUAUGGAGAAAAACCUACAGCAAGAGAUUCAGGCGGAGGUGAACGAACAGUUGAAGAAGCGAAAGAAGAAGCCAGAUUCACCAGGGCGUCCGUUGGUGACAGUGACCAGUCAGAAGGCACCAUUACUCAACCAAGACCAAACCAUCAUGACGGAGGAACCGAAACGCAAGAAGCAGAAGAUUAUUUCCACAGGGGGAAGGGCAUUCAACCCCAAGGAGAAACUCUACUGUGUCUGUAAAUUACCCUACGACACCACAAAAUUUUACAUCGGCUGCGACCUGUGUUCCAACUGGUUCCACGGCGAUUGUGUGGGCAUAUCAGAGGGCCGAGCCAAGACCAUCGACACCUAUGUCUGUGGGGAGUGUAAGAAACAGAAAGAGACGGCCACGGAGGAGCUGUACUGUCUGUGUAGGACGCCGUACGACGAGGCUCAGUUCUACAUCGGAUGUGACCGGUGUCAAGACUGGUUCCACGGGCGAUGUGUUGGCGUGUCACAGGGUGAGGCGGACCACAUCGACACCUAUAUCUGUCCAAACUGUAUGCGUAAAGAGGAGGCCGAUCCGGUCAGCCAGAAAGAGCUCCUCGACCGUGACUAUGACACACUACGCAGGCUUGUUAAGAGUCUCCAGUCUCACAAGAUGGCCUGGCCAUUUCUGGAGGCAGUGGAUCGUAACGAAGUUCCAGAUUAUUAUCAUGUGGUCAAAGAUCCUAUGGAUUUGACGACAGUUGAGAAGCGACUCCAGAAGAAAAAGUAUCAUAGACUAAAAGACUUUGUUAAAGAUGUGACUAAGAUAUUUGAUAACUGCAGACUCUACAACCCAACGGACACACCAUUUUACCAGUGUGCGGAGGUGUUGGAAACGUUCUUUGUGCAGAAACUGAAAUCUGUGAAGGAGCGAAUAUGAUGUUCAU
Messenger RNA from Mizuhopecten yessoensis (Yesso scallop), 8749 nucleotides. Its product is annotated as nucleosome-remodeling factor subunit NURF301-like. Lineage: Eukaryota; Metazoa; Mollusca; Bivalvia; Pectinida; Pectinidae. Gene Ontology annotation, molecular function: RNA polymerase II cis-regulatory region sequence-specific DNA binding. The transcript is spliced from 22 exons. Bases 718 to 8742 code for a protein of 2674 amino acids. Gene Ontology annotation, cellular component: NURF complex. Gene Ontology annotation, biological process: regulation of transcription by RNA polymerase II. The record is from RefSeq and is a predicted model, not a curated record.